AUGGCCCCGUGGCUGCAGCUCUGCUCUGUCUUCUUCACCGUCAACGCCUGCCUCAACGGCUCGCAGCUGGCUGUGGCUGCCGGCGGCUCUGGCCGCACGCGGGUUGCCGACACCUGUGGCUGGAGGGGAGUGGGGCCAGCCAGCAGAAACAGUGGGCUGCACAACAUCACCUUCAGAUAUGACAACUGUACCACCUAUCUGAAUCCAGUGGGGAAACAUGUGAUUGCUGAUGCCCAGAACAUUACCGUCAGCCAGUAUGCUUGCCAUGACCAAGUGGCAGUCACCAUUCUUUGGUCCCCAGGGGCCCUCGGCAUCGAAUUCCUGAAAGGAUUUCGGGUAAUACUGGAGGAGCUGAAGUCAGAGGGAAGACAGUGCCAACAACUGAUUCUAAAGGACCCGAAGCAGCUCAACAGUAGCUUCAAAAGAACUGGAAUGGAAUCUCAACCUUUCCUGAACAUGAAAUUUGAAACGGAUUACUUUGUAAAGGUUAUACCUUUUCCUUCCAUUAAAAAUGAAAGCAAUUACCACCCUUUCUUCUUCAGAACCCGAGCUUGCGACCUGUUGUUACAGCCGGACAACCUGGCUUGCAAACCCUUCUGGAAGCCUCGGAAUCUGAACAUCACCCAGCACGGUUUGGACAUGCAGGUGUCCUUUGACCAUGCACCUCACAGCUUUGGCUUCCGUUUCUUCUAUCUUCAUUACAAACUCAAGCACGAGGGACCCUUUAGGAGAAAGCUGUGUAAACAGGAGCAAAGUACAGAGACAACCAGCUGCCUUCUUCAAAAUGUUCCUCCAGGGGAUUACAUAAUUGAGCUAGUGGAUGAUACUAACGCAACAAGAAAAGUGAUGCAGUAUUCCUUAAAGCCAGUGCAUUCCCCAUGGGCUGGGCCCAUCAGAGCUGUGGCCAUCACUGUCCCCCUGGUUGUGAUAUCUGCGUUCGCAACACUCUUCACUGUGAUGUGCCGCAAGAAACAACAAGAAAAUAUAUAUUCACAUUUAGAUGAAGAGAGCUCUGAGUCUUCCACCUAUACUGCAGCACUUCCCAGAGAGAGGCUCCGGCCAAGACCGAAGGUGUUUCUUUGCUAUUCCAGCAAAGAUGGCCAGAAUCAUAUGAAUGUUGUCCAGUGCUUUGCCUAUUUCCUCCAGGACUUUUGUGGCUGUGAGGUGGCUUUGGACCUGUGGGAAGACUUUAGCCUUUGUAGAGAAGGGCAGAAAGAAUGGGUCUUCCAGAAGAUCCACGAGUCAGAGUUCAUCAUUGUGAUUUGUUCCAAAGGCAUGAAGUACUUUGUGGACAAGAAGAAUUACAAACACAAAGGAGGCAGCCAAGGCUCAGGAAAAGGGGAGCUCUUCCUGGUGGCUGUGGCAGCCAUUGGCGAAAAGCUCCGCCAGGCCAAGCAGAGUUCAUCUGCAGCACUCAGCAAGUUCAUCGCCGUCUACUUUGAUUAUUCCUGUGAAGGAGAUGUUCCCGUUGUCCUGGACCUGAGCACUAAAUACAAACUCAUGGACAAUCUUCCCCAGCUCUGUUCUCAUCUGCAUUCCCGAGACCACAGCCUCCAGGAGCCAGGGCAGCACCUGGGACACGGCAGCAGAAGGAACUACUUCCGGAGCAAGUCAGGCAGGUCCCUGUAUGUCGCCAUUUGCAAUAUGCACCAGUUUAUUGACGAGGAGCCUGACUGGUUUGAAAAACAGUUGGUUCCUCUCCACCCUCCCCCGCUGCGCUACCGGGAGCCAGUCCUAGAGAAGUUUGACUCCGGAUUGGUUUUAAAUGAUGUCAUAUGUAAACCAGGGCCUGAGAAUGAUUUCUGCUUAAAGGCUGAGGCCUCUGUCCUUGGGGUGACCGGGUCGGCCGACUUGAACCCAGAAAGUCAGCACAUGGGCCUGGAUGAAGAUGCUGAGGCCCGUGCCACCUCUGAUGGUGGUUUGACCCUGCAGCCCCUCCUGCACAUGGUGAAAGCUGGCAGCCCCUCAGACAUGCCCCGGGACUCGGGCAUCUACGACUCGUCUGUGCCUUCCUCUGAGCUGUCUCUACCACUGAUGGAAGGACUUUCAACAGACCAGACGGAAACGUCUUCCCUGACAGAGAGCGUGUCCUCCUCUUCAGGCCUGGGUGAGGAGGAGCCUCCUGUCCUUCCUUCUAAGCUCCUUGCCUCUGGGGCUUGCAAAGCAGAACUUGGUUGCUGCAGCUACACUGAUGAACUCCAGGCGGUCGCCCCUUUGUAACAAAAUGGAAGAGUCUAAGCAUUGCCACUUUAGCUGCCACCUCUCUGAUUCCUCAGUUCCUCUCUCUGAUUGCAUGGCCCACGUGGAGCUGAGGUCUUCUACAAGGAUACUGAAAGUGAAAUCUGGCCAGUAUUUGCUCCCUUUGGCCCCAACCCUCUUCCAGGCAAAGUCUUCAAUUUUCUAAAAUCAUACAGAGCUCUGAAAGGCAUGCACAUAAAGUCUGGCAACAGCUUGCCAUGUCAGGUCAGUCCUUGGGUCAGAGCUGGUUCUGGGAGAGCGGGAGGAAACGUGAAGAGAAACAGAAGAAUUCCUGCACUGAUCAUUCAGACCUCACUGAGCUCCGCAAACUUUGCCUGUCUGCUGUUGGCUACUUUGAUUGAAAUGCUUUGUGGAAAGGCACUUUUAAUGUCAUUAUAGCCACAGAAAUCAAGCGCCAGUCUAUCUGGAACCUGUAUUGUAUUGUAGGUGAAUUUACUGUCCAGUUUUGAAGCAGAACUUAAUAAUGCCCGGACAUUAAAUAAGCUUUGAGUCAAAGAUCAAGAAAGUGACUAAAUGCACAGUUACCUUUUAUAAAAGAAGUCUUGUGUAUUACUGGGUGGCAUAGCUGGCUGAAGUGGGCAGGGCCAGGCUGGCUAUCUUGACCAUUCCAUCUGGGAUAGGUUGGUCAAUGUGUAGAAGGCACCAGAACCUCCUCUUGGUCUGAGGAGGUGUCCUCUUGUAUCAUGUAGGGGCCAGAUCUGCCUGCCACUUCCCUGGGUUACAUUUACUAUGCUGUAUCUCAGAUGCUGGUUUCUGGAAGUUUAUUUUUAAGAAACUGAUACCCAGCUGGGCUGUAUUAUUGGAAGCUGCAGUUCGUGCUGUGG
This is a messenger RNA of Otolemur garnettii (small-eared galago), 3083 nucleotides long. It is a transcript of the gene IL17RD, whose product is annotated as interleukin 17 receptor D. NCBI's taxonomy places the organism in Eukaryota, Metazoa, Chordata, Mammalia, Primates, Galagidae. Bases 1 to 2220 code for a protein of 739 amino acids. The transcript is spliced from 13 exons. Gene Ontology annotation, molecular function: interleukin-17 receptor activity. The record is from RefSeq and is a predicted model, not a curated record.